Colossoma macropomum (tambaqui) is the source of this 1596-nucleotide messenger RNA. RefSeq names its product single stranded DNA binding protein 3a (gene ssbp3a). The coding region runs from base 112 to 1260 and encodes 382 amino acids. Lineage: Eukaryota; Metazoa; Chordata; Actinopteri; Characiformes; Serrasalmidae. Gene Ontology annotation, molecular function: protein binding; single-stranded DNA binding. Gene Ontology annotation, cellular component: nucleus. Gene Ontology annotation, biological process: positive regulation of transcription by RNA polymerase II. The transcript has 18 exons. The record is from RefSeq and is a predicted model, not a curated record.
UCGGUUGAAGAGCAUUAUCGCAGUAGGAUGGGGUCACCAGCGGGCAGCACGGUGACAGCUGGAGCCUGAGAAAACAAGCGGACGGACGCUGUUGUGGAGCCACAGCGAGUCAUGUUCGCCAAAGGGAAGGGCACCGUGGUGCCAUCGGACGGACAAGCGAGGGAGAAGCUAGCCUUGUACGUCUACGAGUACUUGCUGCAUGUCGGGGCCCAGAAGUCAGCACAGACCUUUUUAUCAGAGAUAAGAUGGGAGAAGAACAUAACGCUGGGUGAACCUCCAGGCUUUCUGCACUCAUGGUGGUGUGUAUUCUGGGACCUGUACUGUGCUGCACCUGAAAGAAGGGACACUUGCGAACACUCGAGCGAGGCCAAAGCUUUCCAUGACUAUAGUGCAGCAGCAGCUCCGAGCCCAGUGCUGGGGAACAUGCCCCCCGGAGACGGGAUGCCAGGGGGCCCCAUGCCUCCAGGUUUCUUCCAGGGUCCCGCUGGCUCCCAGCCGUCCCCUCAGCCUCCACCUAACGCUAACAUGAUGGGAGCGCAUGGACAGGCCUUCAUGUCUCCACGUUACGCGGGAGGACCUCGGCCUCCCAUCAGGAUGGGGAACCAGCCUCCUGGAGGGCAGCCUUUACCGCCGAAUGUAAUGGACCCAACACGGCCUCCAGGUCAUCCCAACCUGGGACAAAUGCAGAGAAUGAACGUGCCUCGAGGGAUGGGUCCAAUGGGGCCUGGACCACAGUCUGAUCCUUGGUUGUCAUUGCAGAACUACGGUGGUGGGAUGAGGCCUCCGAACUCUAUGGGCCCAAACAUCCCAAACAUGGGACCAGGGACCGGCAGGCCGUGGCCUAAUCCCAAUAAUGCUAACACGAUCCCAUAUUCUUCAUCAUCUCCUGGCACAUAUGUGGGUCCUCAAGGAGGAGCUGGGGGAGGCUGUCCACCAGGAACCCCCAUAAUGCCCAGUCCAGCAGAUUCCACUAACUCUGGUGAAAACCUGUACACGAUGAUAAACUCAGUGCCGCAGGCAGGGAACAGAUCCAGCUUCCCAAUGGGCCCAGAUGGCCCCCUGGGAGGGAUGGAGCCUCACCACAUGAACGGCUCAUUAGGCUCAGGUGACAUGGAUGGAAUUCCCAAGAAUUCUCCGAAUAACCUGAGCAGCCUGAGUAACCCGCCUGGUACUCCGAGGGACGACAGCGAUUUAGGAGGGAACUUCCUGCACUCUUUCCAAAACGAGAAUUAUUCCCCAACGAUGACCAUGAGCGUGUGAUCAGCGCUCCGUAGUGGCCCAGAACCACAGAGAGAGCCGAGAACAUCAGAGAACCAGAGACGAUUCUGACAGCAGGCUGACAUACCAGUGAGAACAACUUAUAAAAACUCCCGGAUCUCAACAUGGCCAACAUAUCGAACAUAUCGUCUUCAGGACAGGGUGGACUGGUCGAUCUUUUGUACAGCAGUUUUUCUUUGUUUGCGUUUUUUUAUGGAUAUUUUAUUUGAAAGUCAGAUGCGGUCGCUAUGGUGCUGGACCUCUUCGAAAGCCAUCAUUGGACCAGCGCAGCGGACGAGACCAAAAAAAAAGAAAUAAAAGAACUUUAUAAUUUAACCA